This is a messenger RNA of Aspergillus niger, 1518 nucleotides long. RefSeq lists its product as hypothetical. The record is from RefSeq and is a predicted model, not a curated record. The transcript is spliced from 9 exons. Lineage: Eukaryota; Fungi; Ascomycota; Eurotiomycetes; Eurotiales; Aspergillaceae. The coding region runs from base 1 to 1518 and encodes 505 amino acids.
AUGGGUUACCACGUAGAUGGUCCUGAUGUUGCUACUUACAUCUGCUCGUGUGUGUGUGUGUGUGGACUGAGUCUGGAUUUGAAACGGAGGAAGCAUGAUGUGGCUAGCCAAGAAAAAAUCAAUAACAACAAAGGCAUCCUUCAGACAGAUGUAAAUGUGACAUUCUUCGCUUCUAGAAGAAACCCAAAGAUCCUUGGCUUCACUAGUAACACUCCAUCUACGGUGUACAAGGCAGGCAUCAAUUCCAAGCCUGAACCGGGGAUCUCACCUGAUUCUGAUGGGGCGAAAGAAAAAGCAAACAGACACCCGGGAAAUGGCCAGCCACAGCAACUUAUUCUGCCGACGAUGGGGCCUAUGUUACUUGCUGAUUCCACUAGUGUCUGCUGUGACACCCUCCAAUGGGACGCAGGGGGGAAGAUGAAAGUUGAUGUGUUAUCUAGGCACUUUUUCAUCAACUCCUUGCAGGUGGGUCAUUUGAAUGUGGCGACUGCGUCGACGCCGAACGCGGUCGCUCCGAUGUGUGAAAUGCGUGCACUUCGACAACGACUGAAAAGAAAACAGGUGUUGGUCUUUCUCAAAAGGGACAUGCGGCAGACACUGAGCGCAACUAAUCUUUCAGACAGAUCAAACGUUCAGAAACGAAAUCAUGACAACCGCGAGACUUAUGGUCUGCAUUCUUCUGUUGGGGCCAUAUACAAUAUCUCAAGCCGCCACCAUCAGCGGCUUGUACGCCACUUAGAUCCUGCAACCAACGUUGGCAAGCCACAACGGCAAGGCGUCCACGUAUUGAGAACUCCGUACAUGCUAGCGUGGGACAAGCAGAGUGUGAUUGGGCAUUUGUGCACCCGAGGAGAAGAGGGUCAAGGACCAGCAGUUCACAUGGCAUUCAGACGUCAGGAGUGGGAGCAGCCAAUAUGGUUCUGUGAUACUUGCAUGGAAGCCAUGUCUACAAUGCGGGAUCGGCCCUAUGUCCCUGGCCAAGAGUUACAGGCGCAGGAGAGUUUCCACAUCCGAAGUCUGGGCGUGGCAGCCAAGAACAGUCUGGAUCUGGCGGGCGAGGGGAUGGAACCAACGGGAGAAAACGGUCUGAAGAGUCGGCCAGAACGGAGGCUGAUCACGAGCAAAUCAAAUGAACAUGGGCCCUCAAGCCAUGACACGCAACAAUACGCACAGAGUCCAAAUCUGAUGCGGAGGGAAAAAAGGGUCGCUAAGCCGGGUCGAUUGAUUCGAAACAAGUGGUUUGGCAGUGAGACUGGCCGAGUCGGUAUGUUUAGGAUCAACGAUGGGAUCGACCAGCUGGACACGAAGCAGAAACACCACCCAAGCCGGGUAUACGGCUUUUCCAAGCAGGAGCAUGCCAGAUGGAUAGAUACCCGGCGGGGCUGGGCUGGGCUGGGCGCCACUCGUCGGGGAAGAUAUGAAGAGGGAGAAAAGAAGGGCCAAGCUGCGUUUCCGAGGUUCAGAGGCAGCCCUGGUGCAAAAAGAGGGUAUGGCGUUGCGAUGCCCGGGAGAGGAUAG